Messenger RNA from Spinacia oleracea (spinach), 2481 nucleotides. Its product is annotated as nicastrin. The transcript is spliced from 16 exons. Bases 221 to 2233 code for a protein of 670 amino acids. The record is from RefSeq and is a predicted model, not a curated record. Gene Ontology annotation, cellular component: plasma membrane. Gene Ontology annotation, biological process: protein processing. NCBI's taxonomy places the organism in Eukaryota, Viridiplantae, Streptophyta, Magnoliopsida, Caryophyllales, Amaranthaceae.
AUAAAUAAAUCCGAAUAAAAGUAAGAAACCGGGGCAACGUCCGGGCCACAAACGAGUUUUUCCGAUUAAUCACUGAUAAAUCAGCAACUCUUUCUACAUUCAUUUUCCAAAUUUGAUAAGUUGACUACUUUGAGAAAGGGAAGAACAAAGAGAUAAAUCGUUGCAAAUGAAAAUGGUGUAGGGUUGAAUCCAAUAAUCUUCGACUAGUUCAAUUUCUGCAAUGGCGUCCUACAACUGUUCGUUUCUGCUCAUAUGCUUCCUUGCACAGCUUUCCGUCUCUUUCUCAGGCAAGAUCAACUCAUUGAACUCGGUUCCUGAUCUUGAGAGGUCAAUGUAUAAAGUGAUUGAUGGAUUUCCUUGUGUGAGACUUCUGAAUCUUUCCGGGGAGAUUGGCUGUGCCAAUCCUGGACGGGAAAAAGUUGUUGCUCCUGUUGUGAGGUAUGGUGAUGCUGGCAUAAUAAAUCAGCUGUCUACCGUUCUUCUCUCUGUGGAUGAAGUUCAAAGCUUCUUCAACCGAGUAGCAACAGAUGCUGAUUUUGAAAGGAACAUUGGCGGUGUUUUAAUUGAGGCCGAAACCAAUAAAGAGAAGUUGAAAGGAUUUUCUCCAGAUGAAAAAUUUCCUCAAUCCAAAUUCUCCCCAUACGAGAAUCUCACAUAUGAAUGGAAUCCUAAUGGAUCAGGCAUCAUGUGGCACAGCUACAAUUUCCCUGUAUUUUUGCUGUCUGAGAACAAUACGUCUGUCUUGAAGGAGGUUGCUAGAAAAAAUGAAAAGAAUAAUAGGUCAUACAGUCAGGAUGUUGCUGAGUUUCAGCUUGUUAUGCAGACAACAAAGUCCGAUACUCGUGAUUCAGAUUCUUGUCUAAAAGCAAGCACAUGCCUCCCCUUAGGUGGGCACAGUGUUUGGUCGUCUCUUCCUCCCAUCAUUGAGUCAUCUUCAGAUAUAGCCAAGCCUACUAUACUGGCAAUGGCAACUAUGGAUUCCGCUUCUUUUUUCCGUGACAAAGGUCUUGGUGCAGAUUCACCUUUAUCUGGAUUGAUUGCUCUGCUGGCAGCUGCUGAUGCUCUUUCUCAUUCAGAUUAUUUGAAGAGCUUUAAGAAGCAGCUUGUUUUUCUGGUUCUUACCGGAGAAGCCUGGGGUUACCUUGGUAGCCGAAGAUUCUUACAUGAACUUGACUUGCAGUCAGAAGCUGUUGCAGGUCUAAACAGCACAUUGAUCGAAACGGUUCUGGAGAUUGGGUCGAUAGGAAAGGGAUUUGAUGGUGGGGUGAAGAAUUUUUUCGUCCAUUCACACAGUGGGACAAAGGUGGCAAAUGAGACAUUCAAUGCUUUGCAAAGUGCACAAGUUUCACUAAAAUCAGAUAACAUCAAGAUUUCCGCAGCAAAUAUUUUAAAUCCUGGAAUCCCUCCUUCUUCAUUGAUGUCAUUUCUGAACAAGAAUUCUCAAAUAUCCGGUGUCAUUUUAGAAGAUUUUGAUGCCAUGUUUGCAAAUGAAUUCUAUCAUAGUCACCUUGAUGAUAUUUCAAACAUCAACUCCAAAUCCAUUGUUGCUGCUGCUUCUCUUGUUGCCCGUUCUAUCUACAUACUUGCCACUGACCUGAAGAACUCCACUAACUUGGAUCUGGAUGCUAUCCGUGUUAAUGCCUCUUUGGUAGAAGAACUUUUGGGUUGUCUGUUAAAAUGUGAUCCUGGUUUGUCUUGUGGGCUGGUGAAAAAGUAUAUUUCGCCUACGGAUUCCUGCCCUAGCAGCUAUGUUGGAGUUAUUGUUACUGAUCCUUCAUCUACUCCACAACCUGGGUCUUCUAGCGAUAUAUCCAGAUUUGUUUGGAACUUUUUAGCCGAUAAGACAGCAACAAAGAUGGAGAAUACUAGUUUGAACUGUCAAAAAGGUUGUAGCAGUCAAGGUGAAUUGUGUAUAAAAGCAGAGACUGAUAAAAAGGGUGUCUGUGUUAGAUCCACUACCAGAUACGUCCCUGCAUUUUCAACCCGUCUUCAGUACAAGUCUGAGACUGGAUCCUGGAAAUUACUGUCUCCAAAUUCAUCAGACCCUAUGAGCAUGGCGGACCCUGUUUGGACCGAGAGCAAUUGGGAUGUCAUUGGACUUCGAGUAUAUACCCUUCAAGAUACAGCUUAUGACCGUCUUAUCCUGCUGGUAGGUCUAGGUAUUACUGGCUUCUCUUAUCUUGCCAUAGAAAUUUUCAAAGCAAUCGUGACUAAAACUUUGAAGAGAGAUUAGGUUAAAGGUGGAGAAAUAUGGUUAUAAACUAGUUCAAACUAAAAUGAAGUACAGAUUCAUAGAUUCAAGCUGCUCCAACAGGAACUUGGCAUUUCUUAAGAUGUCCUAACUAUACAUAGGUAGUGGAUAUGUUGUGAUAUCUGAACUUAAAACAGUUGUUUUACUGCAAUCAAAUCUUUGUACUGAAUAUAAUUGUAUUUGUAUACUUUUACUGCAAUAUAUUGAGACAGCAAGCCUGCAUCAAUAUC